Messenger RNA from Hippocampus comes (tiger tail seahorse), 2949 nucleotides. RefSeq names its product tetraspanin-5-like. NCBI's taxonomy places the organism in Eukaryota, Metazoa, Chordata, Actinopteri, Syngnathiformes, Syngnathidae. The record is from RefSeq and is a predicted model, not a curated record. The transcript is spliced from 10 exons. Gene Ontology annotation, cellular component: plasma membrane. The coding region runs from base 443 to 1318 and encodes 291 amino acids.
CCAUUUUUCCUGGGUUCUGAUUGGUUCGGAGUAGUGUCCUUCAAUGUUGCCGUUGGCCAAUGAGAUCACAGCACCUGCCUCGGGGGUUCCGCCUUCCGGAGGACACACGAUUGCAAAGCAAAGGAAAGCUUCUUUGACUUCAAAGCGAAAACCGGACUGAAGCGCUCCUUAGAUUGGAAUUGCGGCAUACAUACGUGCCAAGUGAGCGCCUCGUCAUGCCUUUAAAUUGGCCAGGCAAAGAUUUUGAGGACAUUUCAACGAGAGGAUAUUGUGACAAGAUGCGUCCGCGGAGUGCUUUCUGAACCCGCUCCACAAAGCCCCUGAAGCAGGCCCGCCCGUGUUUUUGUUUUCAAUUGUGUUGGACGCGAUUUCCUUUAUUGUUUUUCUUUUCUUCAUUUUUUUUUCCUUUUUCUGUCGAUCUAGCAGUUGAUGAUGAGCAAACAUGUCAGGGAAUCACUACAAAGGCCACGAAGUCAGCUGCUGCAUCAAAUACUUCAUUUUUGGAUUCAACAUCCUCUUUUGGCUGCUGGGCAUGGCUUUGGUUGGAAUUGGCUUGUGGGCAUGGAGUGAGAAGGGAGUUCUGUCCAACAUUUCGUCCAUCACGGACUUGGGUGGUCUCGACCCGGUGUGGCUCUUCAUGGUGGUCGGUGGGGUCAUGUUCAUCCUGGGCUUUGCCGGAUGCAUCGGAGCGCUGCGGGAAAACACCUUCCUGCUCAAAUUUUUCUCGGUGUUCCUGGGAAUCAUAUUUUUCCUGGAGCUGACCACCGGCAUCCUGGCUUUCGUCUUCAAGGACUGGAUCAAGGACCAGUUGAACCUGUUCAUCAACAACAACAUCCGGGCUUACCGGGACGAUAUCGACCUGCAGAACCUAAUUGAUUUCACUCAGGAAUAUUGGGAGUGCUGCGGCGCCUUUGGAGCGGACGACUGGAACCUCAACAUCUACUUUAACUGCACCGAUGGAAACCCCAGUCGGGAAAAGUGCGGCGUUCCCUUCUCCUGCUGCACCAAGGACCCCGCAGAGGAUGUAAUAAACACUCAAUGCGGAUAUGACAUUCGAGCAAAACCAGACUCGGAGCAGAAGGAUUACAUCAACGUGAAAGGCUGCGUGCCGCAGUUUGAGAAGUGGCUGCAGGACAACCUCACCUUAGUGGCGGGGAUAUUCAUUGGCGUGGCGUUGCUGCAGAUCUUUGGAAUAUGUUUGGCGCAGAAUUUAGUGAGUGACAUUGAAGCAGUGCGCGCAAGCUGGGUGCCCCCCCAACUCUCCAUACGUCGACCCCCGCCAAACUCUGGCAAGAACACUCUGGCGUACUACUCGUGAGGCACAUGCUAUGUGUGUUUGUAUCCGUGGAUUUUGACGAGUCGGCUGCAGGACUUGAGCCCCCCCACCCCUCCUGUGAGGACGUCAAUGAGGGGGACAUCCACCUGCACUACUCACCGAGCCAGCACCUUUUUAAGGCACUACUACUGUGUGAAAAAAGAUGAUGUAUGUACAGUAUAUACAUGUAAAAAGAAAAACACUGCCCGUCUUUAGGUUACUGUUGUAGUUGAGACACUGUUCCCGUAACGUUGGCUAGUUGUCUGUUUACCAUUACAGUCAUUAAAAAGAGCAAUAAGAUCAUUUAAAUGUGGGCAACCAGGAGAUAGCCUCGUUAGCUUACCAUGUUAAGCUAGCUAGCGCCGAUGGCUAGUAACCCGGCCCGGCGUUAGUAGAGUAGCGUUAGCGUUGUGAGCUAACAUGGGUAAUACAUUGCUUACCUGUUGAUUUUUUUUGGGGGGGGGGGGAUUCAAAUAACUGGUUUUGAUAAAUACCUUUAACAAUAGAACAGCAUUUUGCAUAAUUUGUUUGCGGGACAUAUGAUCCAUUAGACCAGUGAUUCUCAACUGGUUGUUCUUGACCCAAAAGCGCCUUGCAGACAGCUAGUAAAAAAACGCAGUGAUAUUCGUAUUCUAAUUUUUUGGGCACAAUAUGAAACUUCCCACAUGGAACUUGUUACAAUUUAUUUGGUAAGUGACGGAGCUACUCAAGUUGCGAGUUUACAAUACAUGCUAUGCGAGCACAGCCUUUGGCUCACAGGCGUCAUAGCUAGCAAUACACUAAAUUCAUUUGAAACAGCGUUUAAAAAUAUAACAUUGUACAGUAUAUGUAUUGUCAAUGGCAUUUCCCUUCCACCACUCACCCAAAAAAUGCUUGAUUGUUCUUAACUUCCAUAAAAGUGGGUCGUGACCUUAUAACAGCAGGAAGAUGCGGGUCCCAGAGUGGCAACAGUUGAGAACCACUGCAGUGGACUUUGGUUUUAGUAUAACUUCAGCCAUCAAAAAUAUCCUAUUUACUGUACAAUGUUUUAUGUGACUUUUUACUUAAACCAUGAACCGUUUGAGGGUGGGAAUUUUGUCCAUAAAAAAAAAAAAAAACACGUUCCUUUACUAUUGAUAAUUCACGUAACAUUUCACAUGAGUUGUUUGAGGGUACAGAAUUUUGUGACACUUGUUUUUUAUUAGUCCCAACCUGUCAUUUGAGGUCAUCAGUGCUGUGAAGGGUUUGGGGUCCAAGUAUGUAGUUUUUGGAAGGUGUUUAAUGCACUAUUGUGUCAGCAAAGAUUGCUAAGUUUUGGUUAUGCGGCAGGAGCCGUCCCGUUUUAAUUCAUUUAAUAUGUAUUUGCCACUCAUUCAUGGUAUACUGUAUGUUUCUGCACUUGAAUCAAAACCUGACAAAAGCAUCUUGUAUGUAUUUGGUUUUUAUGAACCCAAUUGACUUGCUCUUUAAAAAAAAAAAAAAAAGGCAUUUGAUAUUUGAUAUGAUUCAUGUGUGUGUAAAAUACUCAUCACUGGCCACUGUACCUUGGGUUGUUUUAGGUCACACUAUUUUCCACAAAAGUAUUAUUUAUAAUAUGGUCUCAUUUAUUACCUUGAAAAUGGGGCCGGGUUUAAAAUAAAUGACUCAAAUAUUGA